Messenger RNA from Colletotrichum paranaense, 297 nucleotides. RefSeq lists its product as uncharacterized. The transcript has a single exon. Bases 1 to 297 code for a protein of 98 amino acids. The record is from RefSeq and is a predicted model, not a curated record. NCBI's taxonomy places the organism in Eukaryota, Fungi, Ascomycota, Sordariomycetes, Glomerellales, Glomerellaceae.
AUGAGCUUCUCGUGGAGAAGUGUUUCCCAACUAGAAGCAAUCAUCAUUGCUCGUCGUGAAUAUUGGGUGUUGCUAGCCGGCAGUCUGGCCCCUCGAGUCAGUGCCUUCCUGAACUUCAGUGGUGUUGCCGGUUUUGGCUCGGGCCUGCAGUCAGCCCAUAUAGCACUGUGUCAGGUCGGGUGGCUUGCGACUGACGGGAGCAAAGGCCCAUCACGUGACCCACCUUUUUUGUCUCGAACGCUUGAGCUCCUCAUGUCCAAUGCCGAACUUAGCGAUUUCAACGGGUCAUGUACCUGA